AUGUUCCGAGGCGGCGUCGUGGGCGAGCUGGAUGCACGCCGCGACGCUGCGCUUGCGCGCGUUUUGGUACGCUUACAAGCGCGUGCGCGGGGCUUGCUGGCGCGACGUCGCGCUCAGCGCCUCCGCACGCAGCACACCGCCGCGCGUUGCGUACAACGCAACGUGCGCGCCUUCCUCGCUGUACGGGACUGGCCGUGGUGGAGACUGUUGGUCAGAGUCACUCCACUCUUGGCUGUCCAUCGCACGGAGCAUCGACUCAAACAGGCACAGGACGAGCUGGAGACCCUAAGGGGCAAGUUGGACAAAGUGGAAAGUGAACGAACACAUUACAAGAAUGAAACGGAACGGCUUGAAUCUAAGGUAAGGAUUAUAUUUGUUGCUAAGGGUGAUAUAAAGCCAUAUGAAAAGCCCCGCGAUUUUUUGAUACAUUUUUGA
Messenger RNA from Arctia plantaginis, 435 nucleotides. The record is from the annotation of a GenBank genome assembly. Lineage: Eukaryota; Metazoa; Arthropoda; Insecta; Lepidoptera; Erebidae.